UGAUGACUCUCCCUGGGCUCACCGCUCGCCCUAUGAAUGUAGAAACUGCUGAGAGGCGACACAUACAGCGGUAUAAACGAGGUUGAGGACAUCGGUGUUAGCUGAGACAAAAGGCUGCUGUCUGCGUGCACCCACAAGGCAUCAUCAUGAGGGAGAUUGUUCAUAUCCAGGCCGGGCAAUGUGGAAACCAGAUUGGUGCCAAAGUAGGUGGCAUGUUUAUAUUUUUAUACUGACGCAGUGGUUGUUUUAGAGCAAUCACUUUUUUUGUGUUGAGACCUGCAUGCUUUUUCUCCCAUGUAACUGUAUUUAAAAUAGGCCUAUGUCGCACUGGAUUUUCCAAGACAUCAAAUUCCCCCCAAAAAGUAUAUGUUAUGGAAAUUAGUGUUUCAUUUACUUAGAAAUAUGAGAUGCUAUUCGAUUGAUAACGGUGUGGUCCUCUUGGACUUGGGCUAGGAGGCAAAGGGUCUGCAGUGGUGUCGCGCAUCUGCGGGGCCGGUGAGUCAUGCUAUCACCAUGCGCAAUAGGGAUAGGGCUACGCACAAAGACCGUUCGGUAUUUUUCCAUGUGUCUUGAACAGGUUAUAGCCAGAGCAAAGUGAGAGAAAGUGGUAUUUAUCUCUUAGUUCAAACCAUUAAACAUCAAAGUUGCAGUACCUACAUCUCUGUCCAAUUCUCAGUUCUGGGAGGUCAUAAGUGACGAACACGGCAUCGACCCCACCGGCAGUUACCAAGGUGACAGUGACCUGCAGCUGGAGAGGAUAAACGUAUACUACAAUGAAGCAUCGGGUAAAUAUACAUCUAUCUGUCUGGACUGGGCAUGAAGUAAUUUCAGCAUGCAUCUGAACAAUAGGUUAAAGAAAAUAAUAAACAUAAGCACACUGUAAUAUCACUUGGCUGUCCCCCAAAUGAAAACAGAAGUAAAUCAAUAUUCCCUGGUGAUGAAAAAUGCAGACCUAAUUUGAUUUGCAAAGUCAUGCUCUGUAGGGCUAAUCCAAACUGAGUAUGUGACAUUGCAACCAUAAUAUCUGUCUGGGUGCAGUGGGCCCUGUGGAAGGGCAGGGGAAAUGAGGACAGAAGCAGGUACCUGCCAAUCUCUCUCUCUCUCUCUCUCUCUCUCUCUCUCUCAUUCUCUCUCUCUCUCUCUCUCUCUCUCUCUCUCUCUCUCUCUCUCUCUCUCUCUCUCUCUCUCUCUCUCUCUCUCUCUCUCUCUCCAGCAUAAUUUCUCUCUCUCCCACUAUCCUCUUUCUCUCCCUCUAUCUCUCUAUAUUCAAUUCAAUGGACUUUAUUGGCAUGGGAAACGUACGUUUACAUGCCAAAGCAAGUGAAAUAGAUAAUAAACAAAAGUGAAAUAAACAACCAAACAGCAAACUCUAUAUCUGUCUCUACAUGGGGGGGGGGGGGGGGGGGUUCAGGUAUACAUCUGUAGUCUCUGGACCCAACCCUAAUGCUUGUCUGCUGUCGGUGUGUGUCAGUCUGAUUUUUAUUAUCCAGGCAUUUUGAAGGUCAUUGCCAUGCAGCAUCCCAUCCUUUGUCUCUGGCUCUUUGCCAUACUGAGCUGUCAGACUCCUUUGCCAAACCAACCAGGCUGCAGAACCUGGGGCCUAUGAGGCCUACAUGUCCUGUGGUUAGCUCUGAUCCUAUUUCCAGUGCGUGCAAAUGCUAAGCAGUAUUGAUCCCUCUCAUUUCACUGUUGUCAGACGUAAAUUGAGCUUGCAACUCUGCCAUCCAUUAUUGUACAUGCAUUGUGCAUUCAUCAAUAAAACGUUUCCUAAAAUAACAAGGCAUUGAUUCAUAGAGAGAUGUGUAUAGCAGCACGUUAACCCUCAUACUACAAACAUAUUUUACAUACAUGGAUUACCAACUAGGGUCAUUGACCCCAAGAAGAAACUAUUGGAAAAAGCAACCAUCAUAGCAAAUAUCAACUUAAUUCUUAUCAAAACAUCAUUAGACAUGUAAAUAAUGUUUUCUGAAAUAAAAACAAUAACCAAACAGACUGUUAUUUUAGCAAAAUUACAGUUAAUUUGCAUAUUCAAUAAAACGAAAAUAUACAUUUUUCCCUUAAAUAAUGUGCAGCUUUUUUCCAAAGUACAAAGUGCUAAAAAGCAGAUUGACCAUCAUUUGAUUGUAGUAUCUUUUCGUUUUUAGAAUUUUGAACUAAAUACUAAUUGUGUCAAAUUUAUGUGGUAAAAAACAACUGCCAUUUAAGGGGACAGUACAACAACAUUUGAAAUAUACUUAAUUUUAUUCACAAAAAAUUAUUAAUCCAUUGAUAAUGAGAGACAAUGACCAAAAACAUGGCUUAGUUUUCUUUAUUUACUUACCCCAUAGCCAGCAUUAGCAUCGCUGCUAGUGAAACAAUGGGAGUGGUAGGGCCUAUGGCAGGAUCCUUACAAAUCCUCAAAGUCACUUCAAACCAAAUGUUAUAGCAACCCGAAUACCACAACAGGUUGCACAAGUUUAUAUAUAUAUAUAUAUAUAUAUAUAUAAAACAUUUCCUGUAGAAUAACUACUUUUCGAAGAAUAUACACCACUACAGGACUAUGUGUACAUUUAGAGGGUAGCUGGUUUCUGUAUUACAGUUCUACCAAGUAUUCAUACCACUGACAGACUUUUAUGAGCUGUUUUGACUGUAACUAAGCAUAUAUGUAAGGUCAUUUAGAUGUUGUACACGGUCAUACCUAGUUAUAACAAGUUAUAACCAUAGGCGAGUACAUAAGGUGCUUCAUUUCUGCAGAUGGUCUGUCUAUUUGGUCAAAAUCACUGAUACAGGUCCCCCUCUAUGUAUAACUUAAUAUUGUCUCCAGAGAAACCCGGAUUCAAAUAAAUACUUUUUUAGAUGUGCCCUAGAUAAUGACUUUUCAGACAAUACACACCAGUACAGCUCUCUGUGUAGAUUCAGAUUGUAUCGGAGUUCGGUAUUGCAGUUCUAUCAAGUAUUUACACCAUUGGCAGACUUUUUAUACAAUUGGCAGAUUUUUAUAUGCACCAAAAUAAGAUAAUGUUGGUUUUGUACACAGUCAUACAAUACGUGGGAUAGAAAAAUUACAAUCUUAGGCGAGUACAUGGGUAGCUACAAUAUAUCUCUGCAGAUGAUCUGUCUAUCUGGACAAAAUCACUGAUACAGGUCCCCUCCACCCUCUGCUGGUAUGGAUAACAUGUUAGUAUGUCUCCAGAGAAACCUAGAUUCAAAUAAAGGUCCUAUCUAUCUAAUUACUAUAGGCGGAAUUAGAUGUUUUUGGCUAGGGUCAAAAUGACCCCAAAGGACUAGAAUUUUUAAAAAGUCUAUAUUGAUACAGAAACACUCAACAAUGAUUUAGAUGUAUUCAGAACAAGUUUAUUGACAAAGUCAUUAAACAUUUUAAUAAUUGAAUAAACCACCUUUGGGCUAUGAUAAAAAAUAUGCCUCGGUAGUAUGAGAGUUAAGAUGAUAAGAUGAUUUGACGAUAAGAGAGAAAAUGUGUCAUGUCUACUGGGAGAUGCCAUCUUGGUCUGAAUCAAUUCUGCACAGCACAUUUUAUUCCCCCUCCCUACUUAGGACUGGAACUAGCACGUUCUCUGUGCUGCAUGCUGCUGCAGUCUUCAAGGGAGGCUAAGUGAGAGAGAGAGAGAGAGAGAGAGAGACAGAGAGAGAAACAGAGAGAGAGAAAGAGAGCGAGAUAGAGAAAGAGAGAGAGAGAGAGAGAAUCAGAGGAAGUCUGUGCUUUGCUCUGUUUAAUAAGUCACUUUACCCCUACCUCAAUGUACAAAUUACCACUACUAACCUGUACCCCCGCACAUUGACUUGGUACCGGUACCCCCUGUAUAUAGCCUCGUUAUCGUUAUUGUUAUUUUAUUGUGUUACUUUUUAUUUCUACUUUAGUUUAUUUAGUAAAUAUUUUCUUAACUCUAUAUCUUGAACUUCUUUGUUGGUUAAGGGCUUGUAAGUAAGCAUUUCACAGUAAAGUCUACACCGGCGCAUGUGACAAAUAACAUUUCAUUUGAUUUGAAGCUGUGCGGGAGAGCAUGGUCAAGGGAUGCCUAGUAUUUGCCCUCAGUUUCCUUUGUAGAAAAAGGCAAACCGUUUGUAUAAACACACAGCCCCUAUUUCCAGAGUCCCAAAUGCCAAUGGGAGGCAAGAUAUUUCCACAAAGCUUUUUGGGUUAAUUUUCUCAGAAUCUAUGUUUACUGUAUAGGUUAUGCCCUCUGAUGUGGCUUCACCAUGCUACCCCACCUAGGGUAGUAAACGGUUUGGAGUAAACUGUUUCCGUUGCAAAACGUUUUGCAACAGACUAAAUGUUUUGCAACAAAAUCCGACUAAUGAAUACACCCCUGAUGUCCCUGCCUCUCCUCCCCCUAAAGGUAACAAGUUUGUACCCCGGGCCAUCCUGGUGGAUCUGGAGCCAGGCACCAUGGACUCUGUACGCUCCGGGCCCUUCGGCCAGCUCUUCAGACCAGACAACUUUGUCUUUGGUGAGUAGUGGUUAUCAUCUAGCCGGAUUCCAGAUAUUUUUGUGCUAUCUUGCCCAGCCUGGUCCCAGAUCAGUCUGUGCUAUCUUGCCCAAUUGGUCAUCAUCAUGUCCUCAUCAGCACAUCCAUCUUUGACCCAAAGCAUGUCAUGUCUGUGUCAGCAUUCACUGUCAUGUCCUUUGAAACAAAUGUUACCUUUCACAUAGAUGAACAGUGUGUUCUAUGUGCAACGUUUUUGCAGUUGUGUCAGGCAGAGACAGCCAGCAUGGUGACUCUGCAGAAUGCAGACUAUAGAGCUAAAUAAAAUCCACCCAGGGACAUCUUACCUAUAUUACUGCAUAAAGUAUAGUAGGCCUACACUCACAUCAGUACAUAUUAGAUUAAAACACUACUUUUAUUAGAUAAAAAAUAUUCAAUGUUGUUUCAACGGAAUGGAAUUGUCUCUUUCACUGGAAACUAAUAAAUAAUGUACACAAUGCAUAUGCGUGUUAUUGGUGACUUGUUUUUCAUUCUCCUAGAUGUGUAUGGCUAGACGUUUAUUAGCUCAAAGAUGCUAUGUCUCUAACCCAGGUUCAUCAUGGGUCUUUCAGGUCAGAGUGGAGCUGGUAACAACUGGGCUAAAGGCCACUACACAGAGGGAGCCGAGCUGGUUGACUCUGUCCUGGACGUAGUCAGGAAGGAGUCUGAGAACUGUGACUGCCUCCAGGGCUUCCAGCUCACCCACUCCCUGGGAGGGGGCACCGGCUCUGGCAUGGGCACCCUGCUCAUCAGCAAGAUCCGCGAGGAGUACCCCGACCGCAUCAUGAACACCUUCAGCGUCAUGCCCUCACCCAAGGUGUCAGACACGGUGGUGGAGCCCUACAAUGCCACCCUCUCUGUGCACCAGCUGGUGGAGAACACAGAUGAGACCUUCAGCAUCGACAACGAGGCUCUCUAUGACAUCUGCUUCCGUACCCUCAAACUCACCACGCCCACCUACGGAGACCUCAACCACUUGGUGUCGGCCACCAUGAGCGGGGUCACCACCUGCCUGCGCUUCCCUGGUCAGCUCAACGCCGACCUCCGCAAACUCGCCGUUAACAUGGUGCCCUUCCCCCGCCUCCACUUCUUCAUGCCCGGCUUUGCCCCUCUGACCAGCAGGGGGAGCCAACAGUACCGUGCCCUCUCCGUGCCCGAGCUGACCCAGCAGAUGUUUGACGCCAAAAACAUGAUGGCCGCCUGCGACCCUCGCCACGGCCGCUACCUCACCGUGGCCGCCAUCUUCCGCGGGCGCAUGUCCAUGAAGGAGGUGGAUGAGCAGAUGCUGAGCGUGCAGAACAAGAACAGCAGCUACUUCGUAGAGUGGAUCCCCAACAAUGUGAAGACUGCCGUCUGUGACAUCCCGCCCCGCGGCCUUAAGAUGUCCGCCACCUUUAUUGGCAACAGCACGGCCAUCCAGGAGCUGUUUAGAAGGAUCUCUGAGCAGUUCACUGCCAUGUUCCGCCGUAAGGCCUUCCUUCACUGGUACACCGGAGAGGGUAUGGACGAGAUGGAGUUCACUGAGGCUGAGAGCAACAUGAAUGAUCUGGUCUCUGAGUACCAGCAAUACCAGGACGCCACUGCUGACGAAGUGGGCGAGUACGAGGAAGACGAGUUGGAGGAUGCGGAUCAGGAUGUCCAGCAGCACCAUGAUGUCCGCCACUGA
Molecule: messenger RNA, 6129 nt
Organism: Coregonus sp. 'balchen'
Lineage: Eukaryota; Metazoa; Chordata; Actinopteri; Salmoniformes; Salmonidae
Source: the annotation of a GenBank genome assembly